AUGGUUAAAAGAUGGCCUGGCUGCUUUAUUCCUCCAUUACCUUCAAAAAAAGUAUUAGGUAACACAGAAACUAAUUUUAUGUUAGAAAGAAAAAAAUACUUGCAUAAUUUUUGUAAUCGAGUUUAAACUCAUGGAUUCCUAUAUUAUUCAAUCGAGUUUUAAAUAUUUUUGAGAUAAAAAGAUAGCGAUAUAAAUAAAAAGUAUUAAAGGUAUUAAAUAUAAAUAUAAAAAUAUAAUUUUAUAAUAAUUAAUAAAAAGGAUUAACUAUAAACUGUUUAAUAAUUAAAUGAAAAUAAAUAAAAAACUAAUCAAUAUUUAAAUAAAUUUUGUCAAUAAACUAUAUAAACUUAUGAAAAAAGAAUCCUAAGUGAAUAUACUUUAGAUUAAAAAAAUACAAUGAUUUUUUUAGAUGAAUAAAAUUAAAAGUUAUCUUAAUCUAUUGAAAAUAUAGUAAAAAUAAAUAUUUUUUUUUUUAUAAACAAAAUAAUUAAAUUAAAAUUUAUUUUUAUUAAGUAAUCAAUAACUGAAACAAAUAAUUUUAAGCUUUUAUGUGAUUUUGUUAAUUAUGAAUUAUAAGAUACUGAGGCAUUUAUAAAGGCUUUUGAAUUUAAGGAUGAAUUUUGUAAUCGUUUAAAAAAACUAGAAACAAUAUUAAAAGAAAAAGUUUAAUAUUUAUCUGAAUUAUAAAGCGGUUAAAAAACAUUGAGAUAACUAUUUACAAAAGGUGAUGCAGAAUAACAAAUGAAAGUUUUAAGUUCAGAUAUAUAUAAUCUUCUAUAGAGAUUGAAAAAUACAAAAAACAAAAAUAAAAAAAUAUUAUGA
Molecule: messenger RNA, 822 nt
Organism: Ichthyophthirius multifiliis
Lineage: Eukaryota; Ciliophora; Oligohymenophorea; Hymenostomatida
Product: PX domain protein
Exons: 6
Cellular component (GO): endosome
Molecular function (GO): phosphatidylinositol binding
Source: RefSeq, a predicted model, not a curated record